Molecule: messenger RNA, 4103 nt
Organism: Orycteropus afer afer
Lineage: Eukaryota; Metazoa; Chordata; Mammalia; Tubulidentata; Orycteropodidae
Source: RefSeq, a predicted model, not a curated record
GUGCGCCGGGGGGCGCGCACGCAGGGGGCUGGCCUGCCCGGGGCGCGGGGGAAAGUUGAGUUGAGAGAAGUUGCGAACAGCAGGGGCGCGCCCCGGGGUGGGCACUGGGGUGUUGUCGGGAGCGCGCGAGGGUAUCGGAGAAGGGGAAAAGUCCCUGAGACCCCGGAAAAACGAAGUCCAGAUCUAGCGGGUUAUGCCGCCGCCCUGUUGCCCUGAAAGCCUCAGCGACAGCGAAAAGGGCUAAGAUUUGGCCAUGAGCAGCGCCCCCCGGCGCCCCACCUCGGGCGCAGACUCUUUCUGUACUCCAGAGCCAGAGAGCUUAAGUCCUGGGACACCUGGGUUCCUGGAGCAGGAGGAAGAUGAACUUCACCGCACUCUGGGUGUGGAGCGGUUUGAUGAAAUUCUGCAGGAGGCUGGGUCUCGAGGAGGAGAGGAGCCAGGCCGCAGCUAUGGGGAGGAAGACUUUGAGUACCACCGCCAGUCCUCCCACCACAUCCAUCACCCACUGUCUACCCACCUACCUCCGGAUACCCGCCGCCGCAAGACACCCCAGGGCCCAGGACGGAAACCUCGCCGGCGCCCUGGAGCCUCCCCAACUGGGGAAACCCCCACCAUUGAGGAGGGUGAGGAAGAUGAGGAUGAGGCCAGUGAGGCUGAGGGGGCCCGGGUACUUACCCAGCCAUCCCCUACUUCCACACCCUCUUUGGUACAGUUCUUCCUCCAGGAGGAUGAUAGUACUGACCGGAAGGCAGAAAGGACCAGUCCCUCUCCCCCUCUACCACUAACCCAUCAGGAGACAGCUCCCUGGGCUACCAAAGGGGCCCAGACUGGAGCUCUAGUGGAAGAUGUGGUGGCAGUGACCAGCGGCACAGCAGGAGGUGAUGAUGGAGGUGCCUCAGGGCGCCCGCUGACCAAAGCCCAGCCUGGGCAUCGCAGCUACAACCUUCAGGAAAGGAGGCGCAUUGGGAGCAUGACCGGCACUGAACAGGCACUGCUGCCCCGUGUCCCCACGGAUGAGAGUGAGGCCCAGACGCUGGCCACGGCUGACCUAGACCUCAUGAAGAGUCAUCGGUUUGAAGAUGUUCCUGGUGUGAGGCGGCACUUGGUGCGGAAGAAUGCCAAAGGGUCUGUGCCAGGCAGCCGAGAAGGGAGGGAGCCUGGUCCCACACUUCGGGCACGGCCCCGAACCCCUCACAAGCCCCAUGAGGUAUUUGUGGAGCUGAAUGAAUUGCUGUUGGACAAAAACCAAGAGCCUCAGUGGCGGGAGACAGCUCGCUGGAUCAAAUUUGAGGAGGAUGUAGAAGAGGAGACAGAGCGCUGGGGGAAGCCCCAUGUGGCCUCCCUGUCCUUCCGAAGUCUCCUGGAACUCCGCCGGACCCUGGCCCAUGGAGCUGUGCUCUUAGACCUGGACCAGCAGACACUGCCUGGCAUAGCCCACCAGGUGGUAGAACAGAUGGUCAUUUCUGACCAGAUCAAGGCUGAGGAUAGAGCCAAUGUGCUGCGAGCCCUGCUGCUGAAACACAGCCACCCAAGUGAUGAGAAGGACUUCUCUUUCCCCCGCAACAUCUCAGCUGGCUCCCUGGGCUCCCUUCUGGGUCAUCACCAUGGCCACGGGGUGGAAAGUGACCCCCAUGUCACAGAGCCUCUCAUUGGAGGUGUUCCUGAGACCCGCCUGGAGGUGGAGCGAGAGCGAGAGUUGCCCCCUCCAGCCCCACCUGCUGGCAUCACUCGCUCAAAGUCCAAGCAUGAGCUGAAGCUGCUAGAGAAGAUCCCUGAGAAUGCAGAAGCAACGGUGGUACUUGUGGGGUGUGUGGAGUUCCUGUCCCGCCCCACCAUGGCCUUUGUGCGGCUGCGGGAGGCAGUAGAACUGGACGCAGUUCUCGAGGUGCCUGUACCCGUGCGCUUCCUUUUUCUGCUGCUGGGCCCAAGCAGUGCCAACAUGGACUACCACGAGAUAGGCCGCUCAAUCUCCACCCUCAUGUCCGACAAGCAAUUCCACGAGGCAGCCUACCUGGCAGAUGAGCGGGAGGACCUGCUGACAGCCAUCAACUCCUUUCUGGACUGCAGUGUGGUGCUGCCGCCCUCGGAGGUGCAGGGCGAGGAGUUGCUACGCUCUGUAGCUCACUUCCAGCGCCAGAUGCUCAAGAAGCGGGAGGAGCAGGGGCGGUUGUUGCCCACUGCGGCUGGGCUGGAACCCAAGUCUGCCCAAGACAAGGCGCUUCUGCAGAUGGUAGAAGCAGCAGGCGUAGCUGAAGAUGAUCCCCUUCGGCGGACAGGCCGGCCCUUUGGGGGCCUGAUCCGUGAUGUGCGACGCCGCUACCCCCACUACCUGAGUGACUUCCAAGAUGCACUCAACCCCCAGUGUCUGGCUGCUGUCAUUUUCAUCUACUUUGCUGCCCUGUCUCCUGCCAUCACCUUUGGUGGACUACUUGGAGAGAAGACACAAGAUCUGAUUGGGGUUUCGGAGCUGAUCAUGUCCACAGCACUCCAGGGGGUGAUCUUCUGCCUGCUAGGGGCUCAGCCACUGCUGGUGAUCGGCUUCUCAGGGCCACUGCUGGUCUUUGAGGAGGCCUUUUUUUCGUUCUGUAGCAGCAACAACCUGGAGUACCUGGUGGGUCGUGUAUGGAUUGGCUUCUGGCUGGUGCUUCUGGCCCUGCUCAUGGUGGCCCUGGAGGGCAGCUUCCUGGUGCGCUUUGUCUCCCGUUUCACCCAGGAGAUCUUUGCCUUCCUCAUCUCUCUCAUAUUCAUCUAUGAGACUUUCUACAAACUGGUUAAGAUCUUUCAGGAGCAUCCACUCCAUGGCUGCUUAGUCUCCAACAGCCCAGAGACCAACAGUGGCAAGAAUAAGACAUGGUCUGGGGCAGAAGCAGUGAUGGGACUGGGAAACUGGAGCUCGUCUGGGCAGGGGAGGCCUCGGGGCCAGCCCAACACAGCCCUCCUGUCGCUGGUGCUCAUGGCUGGCACCUUCUUCAUUGCCUUCUUCCUGCGCAAAUUCAAGAAUAGCCGGUUCUUCCCUGGCCGGAUCCGACGGGUCAUCGGGGACUUUGGGGUCCCCAUUGCAAUCCUCAUCAUGGUGCUUGUGGAUUACAGUAUUGAGGACACCUACACGCAGAAGCUGAGUGUACCCAGUGGGUUCUCGGUGACAGCUCCUGAAAAACGGGGCUGGGUCAUCAAUCCCCUGGGAGAGACAAGCCCCUUCCCUGUGUGGAUGAUGGUUGCAAGCCUGCUGCCUGCCAUUCUCGUCUUCAUCCUUAUCUUCAUGGAGACUCAGAUCACCACGCUGAUCAUCUCCAAAAAGGAACGCAUGCUACAGAAGGGCUCCGGCUUCCAUCUGGACCUGCUGCUCAUUGUAGCCAUGGGUGGCAUCUGUGCUCUCUUUGGCCUACCCUGGUUGGCUGCUGCCACUGUCCGUUCCGUCACACAUGCCAACGCACUCACUGUCAUGAGCAAGGCUGUGGCUCCUGGGGAUAAGCCCAAGAUUCAGGAGGUCAAGGAGCAGCGGGUAACGGGGCUGCUAGUUGCCCUGCUUGUGGGUCUCUCCCUGGUUAUUGGAGAUCUGCUUCGGCAGAUACCACUGGCUGUGCUCUUUGGAAUUUUCUUGUAUAUGGGUGUUACCUCCCUUAAUGGGAUUCAGUUCUAUGAGCGGCUGCACCUUCUGCUCAUGCCGCCCAAACACCACCCAGAUGUCACCUAUGUCAAGAAGGUUCGGACCUUCCGUAUGCACCUGUUCACAGCCCUGCAGUUGCUCUGCCUGGCCCUGCUCUGGGCUGUCAUGUCCACAGCUGCCUCCCUGGCCUUUCCCUUCAUCCUCAUCCUUACAGUGCCGCUCCGCAUGGUGGUGCUCACCCGCAUUUUCACCGAGCGAGAGAUGAAAUGUCUGGAUGCAAAUGAGGCGGAGCCAGUGUUUGAUGAGCGGGAGGGUGUGGAUGAGUACAACGAGAUGCCUAUGCCUGUGUAGCUGCUGGCUGGAGGGACCAGCCUGAGGGACUGAUGGACAGAGGGACCAGGGGUUGGGGUUAUGGUCUUGCCACCUCCUUCUUCCUCAUUUUUAUUUAAGUGAAUAAUUUAAAGUCCUCACUCCUGCAGUAAAGUGCUUUAGCCCC